GUACUUUUUUGACCAAUCAUUGACUUUUUUUUUUUAGUGUUCUGUUUGAUUUGCUUCUCAUGUGCAUUCAGUUCAUGUUAACUGGAAUGACCAAUAUUAAAUUUUUCAGGGCAGGGUUUGAUUUGUAUUAAGACUGCCAUUUCAAGAAGGUACUUAGAAAUGCUAUUUGCAUGUAAAAUAUAAGUUAAAAUCUUUAUUAAUUUUUUUGGGGAAGUUUGCAAGAUCAUGUUAUGGCAAAAAUAAAGCUUUAAAAAAAAAGUGUAACUUUGGCCGAACCUUUAAAGACAGAAAAUGCAGGAAAAUCUGUAAUUUCAUGCCGCAACAGUCAAAACCAUGAAGGGUCUGGAUGACGACCAUCGGAGGGAAACUUCCUUUUGGACUACAGCCGAUCUGUCUUGAUGCAGCGGUCUGGUUCUGGUUUGGUUUCUUGAGCAGUGAAACGGUGUUAACCAAAAGCCAAGAGGUGUUGCACACAACCGAGCUGACACCAGUUUCUUAUUCUAGCAGCAUGCAGUAGUCUGGAGGAAGAUCUGAAGAUAUGAAUACAAACAUAUAUUCUUUAACACCUCAUCACAGCUGCGUCCUUCUCUAACUAAGCGGUGGUAUUUGAAUCUGUCAGACAGUGAAGGGAUGAAAACAUCAGUCCCUGACCUUUAUAGGUUUCACACCAAACAUCAAGACAAAGUUUAGGAAAAAAAAAACAAAACACCUGUUGGUGAUUUCUUUAAAGAAUUAAGAAAGUAAGCAUUGAAAAAAAAAAAAAAAUCUUAUUCCCAGACUUUUCACAUCCCGUUGUCUAAAGCAGUGGUUUCCAAACUGUCCUUCCUUCCUUUGCUCUUUCUUCCCUUUCCUUUACCUUUCCUCCCAUUUCCCUUAAUUUUGUCCUCCCUUCCUGUUUGUGUUUUUUGUCAGGUUUCCUAUUCCAGUUCUUAAUAUUUUUGCCUUUUUGAAUGAAUAUGAAGGACCUAAAAAUCUGCAAAGUUAAUAUUUCUUUGAGAAUUUAAGAUAAAUCAUUUUAGGGACCUUGAUUAAUGGAUGCUUCAGAUCAGUUCAGCUGCCUGUUCUUGUUUAUAAAAUUCGGCCAGUCAGUAAUACAGAAAUUACUAAAUUCUGCUUUGCUGUCAGAUGGAAAUAUCCCAUGAAAAUGUCAUUAGAGUGAAGUAAGAAAGCCUUCUCUCGUCCAUUAUGAAAUGGAUAAACCGCAAUUUCUCUUGGACUUCCUCCUCUGCUGCAUCCCCUCAACUCCCCUAGUGUGCACACACACACACACACACGCGCACACACACAGAGCGGCACUCUGAGGAGGCCCCAUACUUUUCAUAACAAAGGCUCUGUCAAACUCCAGCUCCGAGCCUAACGUUGCAGACUGGAACGGCGUUUGUGUGUGUGCAUGCGUGCGUGCGUGUGAGAGUGUGAGAAGACCCUGGCGUGUCAGGUGUCACUGACAUCUGUUCAUGUGUGCAGCAUGAGUCAAGGUGUGAUGCGGCGUCUCCAUCUAGACGCGGUCUGUGCCUUUUAAGGGGCAAGAAGCUCCGAAUGAGGAAAAAAAACUCCAAAAAACAAGAAGUUUUUGCUGAGAAGCGAUGAGGAAUUACCUAAAGGAGCGAGGCGACCAAACCGUCAUGAUCCUGCACGCAAAAGUUGCACAGAAAUCCUACGGCAAUGAGAAAAGGUUCUUCUGCCCUCCUCCCUGCGUCUACCUGAUGGGCAGCGGCUGGAAGAAAAAGAAGGAGCAGAUGGAGAGAGACGGCUGCAACGAGCACGAGUCGCAGCCGUGUGCCUUCAUCGGCAUCGGCAACAGCGACCAAGAAAUGCAACAGCUCAACCUAGAGGGAAAGAAUUAUUGCACAGCCAAAACCUUGUACAUAUCCGACUCCGACAAGAGAAAGCACUUCAUGUUGUCCGUCAAGAUGUUCUACGGCAACAGCGCAGACAUUGGCGUCUUCCUCAGCAAGAGGAUCAAAGUCAUCUCCAAGCCCUCCAAAAAGAAGCAGUCCCUCAAAAACGCUGACCUGUGCAUCGCAUCAGGGACCAAGGUGGCGCUGUUCAACCGACUGCGCUCCCAAACGGUCAGCACGCGCUACCUGCAUGUGGAGGGGGGCAACUUCCACGCCAGUUCCCAGCAGUGGGGGGCUUUUUACAUCCACCUGUUGGAUGACGAGGAGUCAGAAGGAGAGGAGUUCACUGUGAGAGACGGUUACAUCCACUACGGCCAGACGGUCAAGCUGGUGUGCUCGGUCACCGGCAUGGCGCUGCCCAGACUGAUCAUUCGAAAAGUCGACAAGCAGACGGCCCUGCUGGACGCCGACGACCCGGUUUCCCAGCUGCACAAGUGUGCCUUCUACCUGAAGGACACGGAGCGCAUGUACCUGUGCCUUUCCCAAGAAAGGAUCAUCCAGUUUCAAGCCACUCCAUGCCCAAAGGAACCAAACAAGGAGAUGAUCAACGACGGCGCCUCCUGGACAAUCAUCAGCACGGACAAGGCAGAGUACACUUUCUACGAGGGCAUGGGCCCCGUCCACUCACCCGUCACCCCUGUGCCUGUGGUAGAGAGCUUACAGCUCAACGGCGGUGGGGACGUCGCCAUGCUGGAGCUGACGGGGCAGAACUUCACGCCAAAUCUGCGGGUUUGGUUCGGCGAUGUCGAGGCUGAAACCAUGUACAGGUGUGCGGAGAGCAUGCUGUGCGUGGUGCCCGACAUCUCGGCCUUCCGCGAGGGCUGGCGCUGGGUGCGGCAGCCCGUCCAGGUUCCCGUCACGCUGGUGAGGAACGACGGCAUCAUCUACUCCACCACGCUGACCUUCACCUACACGCCCGAGCCCGGCCCGAGGCCGCACUGCAGCGCCGCCGGUGCCAUCCUGCGGGCCGGCAACGCCAGCCUGCACAGCAACAGCGGCCAGGAGGCCGCCGCCCCCGGCGUCUACGGCCCCAGCAGCACCCCCGGCGCCGGGGUCACGUCCUCGUCCUCCGCCGCCGCCGUGGUGUCCUAACGCACACACACAGUAUGCCUUGAGAGCGAAACACACCUUGGGGUAUAUUACAUGACAGACUAUAGGAAUCAAACCCAAACUCUUGACUCGUCGUAGAGUGCUGCGUGUUUUAGCUUGGGAUACAAACGAAAGGAGCAAAACUGAAGGAGCGACAUCACCGACGGUGUCGGCCAAUGGGAAUAAGCAGAAGAGCUCCGUGUGACGACCCCGCGGUUAAUUUAGGGACCUGCCUAUUUAAUCCCGGCGUUUGGAACGAGUGACGUUCCUGCAGGCUCAGAGCACCAGCACCUUCCUUCAGCUGUGAGAAACGACGACGACAACAAUACAUCCACCCUGAACGCAACGCCGACCACAACCUGAACGGAUCGGCCCGCCGUCGGCCCGCCUGGAUUCACGCUGAUCAGCUCCCACGCCCAUCGGCUGGGCGUAUUGUUGUUGUUGCAGGACGCAGAGGGACACACAAAAUCGUGACGAUAACAUAGUUUUUAUGGACCAAGGAUCUUGUAUAAGCUUUAGUAAAGGUACAUUUUUCUCCAUACCUUUUUUUGUAUUAAACAUAUAGUACACUUUUGUUACCAAA
Messenger RNA from Poecilia latipinna (sailfin molly), 3570 nucleotides. It is a transcript of the gene rbpjb, whose product is annotated as recombination signal binding protein for immunoglobulin kappa J region b. Gene Ontology annotation, cellular component: nucleus. The record is from RefSeq and is a predicted model, not a curated record. NCBI's taxonomy places the organism in Eukaryota, Metazoa, Chordata, Actinopteri, Cyprinodontiformes, Poeciliidae. The transcript has 10 exons. Gene Ontology annotation, molecular function: DNA-binding transcription activator activity, RNA polymerase II-specific; RNA polymerase II cis-regulatory region sequence-specific DNA binding. Bases 1584 to 2990 code for a protein of 468 amino acids. Gene Ontology annotation, biological process: regulation of transcription by RNA polymerase II.